This is a messenger RNA of Chenopodium quinoa (quinoa), 1716 nucleotides long. Its product is annotated as ankyrin repeat-containing protein BDA1-like. Gene Ontology annotation, molecular function: protein binding. The record is from RefSeq and is a predicted model, not a curated record. Lineage: Eukaryota; Viridiplantae; Streptophyta; Magnoliopsida; Caryophyllales; Amaranthaceae. Bases 92 to 1618 code for a protein of 508 amino acids. The transcript is spliced from 2 exons.
CUGGACAUCAAAAAAAAACCUUUUAAUAUUUUCAACUUUUAUUUUGGGUAAAUAAAAAAAAUAUAUAUACUUGGUUAUCAGCUUAUCUAGCAUGGCUGGACAACAAGCAGAGAGACCACAUUCUCUAGCAACAGAGCUCCAUGAUGCAGCACUUAACGGAGACGUACCUUCAUUGCUCAACUUACUCGAAAGAGAUUCGGUUGUUCUCGAUCAAUGGAUCAAUGACAAACUAGCCAAAUUUAUGCACCCUCCAUUAGCUGCUAAUUCUGUUACACGGCUACUGAAUGCAGCACUCGAGGGAGACGUACCUUCGUUGCUCAGUUUGUUCCAACAAGAUCCACUCAUUCUAGAUCGAUGCAUCAUUCAGAACUCGGGUUUGCCUUUACAUGUAGCCGCUAAAGCAGGACACCUAGAGUUCUUGUCAGAGAUUUUACGCCGUAAGCCAGAAUUAGCAGAGGAGGUUGAUCAGUCGAAAGGUUUGUCGCCUUUACAUAUUGCCUCCACAAAAGGGCACUUGGAGAUUGUCAGAUUAUUGCUUGCAGUGAAGCCUAGCAUGUGUUUUGCACGUGAUCGAGAUGGAAUGAACCCGGUUCAUGUUGCAGCCGUAAAUGGUCAAGUUCAAGUGCUUGAUGAGCUUUUUCGGGCUAUGCCAGAGGCGACUCGGGAACGAACGACCGGUGGUGAAAAUGUACUGCACUUGUGUGUAAAACACAAUCAGCCAGAUGCUCUCAGGUUUUUAAUAGAUGUCACAAAUGAUGAUGAGCUGCUCAACUCCAGGGACAGUGAUGGAAAUACUGUGUUACACUUAGCAGUGGUUGCCAAACAAGUUGAGAUGGUAACAUUAUUACUAGAGCACAAAAGGAUUGAUAUAAACGCAGUGAACAUAAAAGGUUUGACAGCUUUGGAUAGCCAUUUGCUAAGAAGAAGAAAAGUAAAAAUGUAUUAUUGUUAUCAUCAAGCAGUGAUAAAAUGGGGUGAUGACGAUGAAAUUGGACCGUCCCUUGAGAAUUCCAAAGCAUUAAGAGCUCAAGAUGCACUGUAUAUCAAGAACAAAGAUAAGACAAUAACUAAUCAAAGCAACGCACUAAUGGUGGCAGCAUCUGUUAUAGCAAGCAUAGCUUUCGAGGUCGUAAUAAGCCCUCCUGGAGGCUUUUGGCAAGAAGAUUCUCCUAAAGGAACCUCCUAUUCAGAGUCCCAUGAAGCAGGAAGAUACAUACAGGAAAAAAUGGUAGCUUGGGUUUAUUUAGUGGUUUCGAAUACAAUCGCACUGGCUUCAUCUCUAAGUGUUAUCCUUCUCCUUAUAAGUGGUUUUCCUAAUACCCGACUCUUUGUCGUGGUUUUAAGGAUAACCAUUUGGAUUGCGGUGACAGCAACGGUUGUUACUUACUUUCUAUCGGUGGAAAUAUCUACUACUGCCGAAUAUGAAUGUACUACGUUUAAGGUACCUAUAUACACUCUCCUUGCUUGGAUUUGUUUGAUGGCGAUUGUUGUCCUUGCUCAUGCUCAGAACUUCCUAGUCAAGUUCAUCAUCAAGCAACCAACUUUACGCUCAUUUUUUAUCAAAUGGUUUAACCCAAUUUGCUGUGUUUGCACUACCGGGGCCAUUGAUCAUGUUUAAUAUAUACCCCAUGGAUCGGACAUACAUCUUAUAUUCCUGUGUAUUGAUGAUAGUGUAAUGUUGGAUUACUAUAUCAUAAUGUUUCUGUUGCUCUGUCA